Molecule: messenger RNA, 1846 nt
Organism: Salvia hispanica
Lineage: Eukaryota; Viridiplantae; Streptophyta; Magnoliopsida; Lamiales; Lamiaceae
Product: protein FREE1
Biological process (GO): intralumenal vesicle formation; multivesicular body assembly
Cellular component (GO): ESCRT I complex; late endosome membrane
Molecular function (GO): metal ion binding; ubiquitin binding
Source: RefSeq, a predicted model, not a curated record
ACCAGAGUUUUCUUCAUUCGCUUUUCUCAAUUCGUUGAAUUUGCUCAAUCCAUUUCCCCCAAUUUUUACACUAGCAUUUGUUAGGGUUUCACCAAAUCACAUCGCCUCCCAAAAAUAAGAAAAGAUCAAGAUGCAGCCCCAAUCCGGCACCACCUCUUCACCUCGUUACAACCAAUACUAUUCGCCCACCGAUCUUCCGCCCUUCAAUCCCGAUCCCGCCGCCGCGUAUGCCUCCGCGCCUCCUGUCAUGACCUCGCCGCCCGAUUACUCUUACCCCUCCAAUUAUACUCCUAAUCCUCCGCAAUAUUCCUUCCCUCACCUCCAUGACGCCUCGCAAAAUCAUCAAUUGUAUAAUCAGAAUCAGCCUCCUGUGAAUUAUGAUUACCACCAACAAAACCAUUAUCCGUACGAUCCAUCGCCGUAUUCGUAUGGCUCUUCUGAUGUUCCGUAUCAUGCGAAUUCGUAUGAGGGCAACAUGAAUUAUGGCGGGGAUCAGAGGAGUUAUGAUGAUGGAGUUUACAAGUAUAAUGGGGGGCCGGUGGAGGCUCCUUAUGGUGGGAAAGGAGGACGAUCAUCGGACACCGCCGGAGGCGAGGGUGCGGUCUUGUUUGAUGAUUAUGGGAGGCCGAUUACUGUUCCUGGAGGUAAAGUACAGAAUGAGUUUGGGAGUUCUUCGCCGAGGAUUGUGAAGGCGGUGCCGAAGAUGGAGGAUUCCGAGGAUGUUAAGAGUGGCGUUCAGAAGUUCCGCGUGAAGCUACUGUCGGAAGGUUAUGGUCAGACUGAUAUGGAUGUUCUUUGUCAGGUUGGGCUUGAUGGAAUACGAUUCUUGGAUCCAGCAACCAGUCGGAUGCUGAAAAUAUACCCACUUGACAUGGUUACUAGAUGUGAUGUGUUGGAUUCACAUAUCUUUGCAUUUUGGGCCAAAUCCAGUGUUGAGCCUGAACCAAGACGGAUUAGGCUCAAGUCAAAUAGCUAUACCACAAAUAAUAUCCUGGAUAUAGUGACAGCAGCAAGCAUACAGUCCAAGGAGAUAGGUUCAAGCAGUACUCCAUCAGAUGUAGUUAAGGAUACUGACCAAUCAUCAGAAAAGAAGAAAGGAUUUAUUGAUUGGAGGAACUUGAUAAAGCCAAUGAACGAGGAGAAGGAUCACUGGGUCCCAGAUGAAGCAGUAGUCAAGUGCACAGCUUGCGCAGCAGAUUUUAAUGCUUUUAAUCGGAAGCAUCACUGCCGAAACUGUGGGGAUAUUUUCUGUGACAAGUGCACACAAGGGAGAAUUGCACUCACUGCAGAUGAGAAUGCUCAACCAGUUCGAGUUUGUGAUCGAUGCAUGGCAGAGGUGACUCAAAGACUCAGCAAUAAGGUAGCACCUGGUAGAGCUGCUGGGCUGCAGAGCCAUGAAGACCUUGCUAGAAAACUUCAGGAGGAGAUGGAGAAGAACCGCAAAACAGGAGCAAAAUCUGAAGCCUCUAGCAGGAGAAUGAGAGAAGUUGAAUGCCCAACGUGCACAGUCCACUUACAGGUUCAGGUUCCAGCAUCUGGUUCUGAAACCAUAGAAUGCAGUGUUUGCCAGCACCCGUUCCUUGUCAGCGCCCAUUGAUAUGAAACAUUAGACGACGCUGCUGCUGCUGAAGAAGCCUACUACUAUACUAAUCAUAGAUGAGAUAAUAUUUUGUUUGUGAACAUGUGUACAGAAGAAUGGCUUGAAUUAUGCAAUCAGUGAAACAUUGUUGUAAAUGAUAAUAUUUCCUAGCUCCUGAUUUGUAAAAAGCACGAGGUGCUCUGCUUUAUUGUUUGGGAUGAAUUAUUGCCAUUGAAUCUUUGGAAAGCAUAUCAUUUACAACUGAAA